CUGAUUACAAAACGUCGACCCGACGACAGCGACACCGGAGCGAACGGCCAAAAAAAUCUGCCGAAACGUCCAGCGACUUGUGAAUGUGAAUGGAGAUUUUGUGAACAGUUUUUAGUGAAAAAAUAAGCUAUGAAAUUCAUAUCUUUGUCUAAAAAGUGUUCAAUUUAUUUGUGUUUGUGAUUAGUUUGGAUAAACCUUGCAUCUGUUACACCUGGACCUGGAUGUUUUAUGAGUGAAGUGAAAAGGACCAAGAUUGUUACUCCUAAUCAAACCACAAAGUGUGAUAUUAGUGAUAGUAAAAGGAUCAGUAACAAGGAAACAAAUCGUAACAAUGCAGGCGAUUAAAUGUGUUGUUGUUGGGGACGGAGCCGUCGGUAAAACAUGUCUUCUCAUCAGUUAUACGACAAACGCCUUCCCCGGAGAAUACAUCCCUACAGUAUUCGACAACUACUCGGCGAACGUGAUGGUGGACGGCAAGCCGAUCAACCUGGGGCUGUGGGACACGGCGGGGCAGGAGGACUACGACCGGCUGCGCCCGCUGUCCUACCCGCAGACCGACGUCUUCCUCAUAUGCUUCUCGCUCGUCAACCCCGCCUCCUUCGAGAAUGUGCGGGCUAAGUGGUACCCGGAGGUGCGGCACCACUGCCCGUCGACGCCCAUCAUCCUGGUGGGCACCAAGCUGGACCUGCGCGAGGACAAGGACACCAUCGAGAAGCUCAAGGACAAGAAGCUGGUGCCCAUCACCUACCCACAGGGCCUCGGCAUGUCGAAGGAGAUCAACGCGGUGCGCUACCUCGAGUGCUCGGCGCUCACGCAGAAGGGGCUCAAGAACGUGUUCGACGAGGCCAUCCGCGCCGUGCUGUGCCCCGUGCAGCCCAUCAAGCCGAGGCGGAAGUGCACGCUGCUGUAAAAGUGGCGAUAAGCACACAGAUAAGGCUCGGUCCCUCCAGCCAGUGUAAAAAGCAUAGCUUCCCCCCCGCGCACCGACCACCUUCCAUCGAGAGGAUUACACGAAAAUGUGUGCUGUAAAAUAUGGACUGCAAUAUAAAAAGCGCAUACAUAGAUGUUAAUCUUACUGUUAAUAAGCAUUAAUCUAUGUGCAUUUGUGUGAGUGAACUCUGUUCUACAUUCGUGUAUGUAUUCUACGCUUCUUUAAACGUAUAUCUGGGUGCUUCAUCAAUCUUUGCUUGUUUAAAAAGUUACAUUCCUAUUGUUGCGAAAUAGUUGUCAAAAUCAUUCGAUUACUUCUUACUUGUUUUUAUCGAUUAUUUUAUCCGAUAUUCGUUCGAAAAUGGAAUUGUUGAAAUUUAUGUUAGGCAGAGAUUAUAUUUUUCGAUUUUUAUUAUCCUAAUCGUAAUGUUUAUUUCUGAUUGUUGUAUUUCAAUGUAGUCCUCAAUAAGUAGGUUACGCAAUUUGUUUAAAAUGCAAUUAAUCGUAAUUAUAUAACACAUAUAAAUAAACCUCCGAUGUUAAUUCUAGCUUGAAUGUAGUGUCAAUUUGUUAUUGUGGUUAUAAACACAUGUAAACCUGCUUAUUACUUAUAGACGCUUUAUGUUACUCCAACUUGCAGGUUGAAGGUUGUGGCUCACCUUCCAGUUGAU
This is a messenger RNA of Plutella xylostella (diamondback moth), 1601 nucleotides long. Lineage: Eukaryota; Metazoa; Arthropoda; Insecta; Lepidoptera; Plutellidae. The record is from RefSeq and is a predicted model, not a curated record.